AUGUUUGUAGGGCCUAGCGGUGCGUUCGCUCCAGGAGUUCCCGGAGAGCGCUUGAGGCGGCAACGCCUGCGACCUGAAAAGCUACUUGGCUGUGAGCGACGGUAUCGAGAGGGCUUUGCCACGUUCGAGCUUCCAACAGCAAAUGCGUUCUACAGAGCCGCGUCGAAGCCAGUUCGCGACCUUGGCGUACUUGCCGCACUGGUCUGGAGCGAGGCAAUAGGUGAACGUCUUCGAAUAGCCGACCUCCUCGCUGGACCAAGUGCGGUGCGCGCCCUGCGCUAUGCCACAGAGACUAACGCGAGAGCGGUGCUGGUGAACGAUGCAAUAUCGGGGCCCGGUCGAACAGUGCUUGAGAGGAACACCACGGGAGUCAGCGAAGAUACGGUGUGGAUUCGUCGUCACGAUAACCUUUUCGAACUCGCGCAAAGCGAGGAAUGGAUUCACUCCUUCGACCUCAUUGAUCUUGAUGCUUUCGGCACCGGUGCUGAUGAAGUCGCCAGUGGUGUCCUGAAUAUGCUUCGCUGUCGGCGAAUGAAGACCGCAUGGAGCGGAAACGACGACUCCGCGGCUGAGAAGGAUGCAACUGCUGGAGCGCUCUUAUACUGCUGCUCGACUGCAUCGGUGACUGCAGCGGGUCUGAACCCCGGUAAGGCACAAAAGACGUAUGGAGCGGCACUGGUGCGUCAUGCGGCAGUCCAUGAACAGGGUUUACGACUCCUGAUCACUGUCGUUCGGAAACACGCCCAACAAAGCGGAUUCAUAGCGCAACCGUUGUUCUCAUACUUCCAUCGUGCUGGUGGGACGUUUCGCGUCAUGUUCCGCAUCCUGCAACCAAGGCACGAUGAGCUGGCGUUAGCGUCGACCGCAGCUGCGGAUACAGGGCUCCUGCAUCUUUGUCAGCAAUGUGGGCAGCUCUGGUGUGUAACAUCAACGAUCAAGGAUGCAGUAGCGAGCUCCGUCUGCCCGGGCUGUGGCAACGACGCCGCUGCACCACAGGUACGCACGAGUGGACCCUUCUACAUGGGACCUCUUCACGACGGUGAUUUCGUGGAGCGUAUGCUUACCGUCAGUCGUGAAGCACCGGCCGGUCACUUCGAUCGGGCAGCGAUUGCAGCUCUCAAGCUCAUGAUUCAUGAGACGAGACUCAAUGCGCAUCCGUUUUAUUACCGCGUGGGUGAUCUAGCUCGACGAGCUCGCCGUUCUCCGCCGCCGAUUUCGAAACUCAUAGAGCGUCUUCAAUGGUACGAGCGUACCUAUCGUGAAACCAGGCGCAUGCCCGAAGCAGUUGUUCGGGCCCAGUGGCAGGCUGCUCGCGCCUCCGUGGACCCCCAAGGCGUUCGUACCGGUUUGCCGAUACCGGCGAUUCUCUCGGCCGUAGCGGAGGCGAGUGCCUUCCGACAGCAGCAGCAGCAGCAGCAGCAGCGUUCUCGGGCUUUGCUUUGA
Molecule: messenger RNA, 1443 nt
Organism: Cyanidioschyzon merolae strain 10D
Lineage: Eukaryota; Rhodophyta; Bangiophyceae; Cyanidiales; Cyanidiaceae
Product: similar to N2,N2-dimethylguanosine tRNA methyltransferase
Exons: 1
Coding region: 1-1443 (480 amino acids)
Biological process (GO): tRNA N2-guanine methylation
Cellular component (GO): nucleus
Molecular function (GO): RNA binding
Source: RefSeq, a predicted model, not a curated record